AUGUCCGGGACGCCGCCCACCUCCGGGGAUUCCGGUGGGGCGACGGACAGCCCUAAUACUGGUAUCAUCACGGCGCUCUUCCUCGCCAUCAUCAUUACGGGCGCGGUCCGGGCCCAUCGCCAUCCGGAACGGUACGGACCUCGAUAUACAGCGGGGCGGCCACGACAAAGUCGAACGAAAGGGAUGGCAAGGGCCAUGUUGGAUACAAUUCCGAUCGUGAAGUUCGGGAAUCAACAGGAUCCCAAGCUGGAUGCCGUCAAGGGUGAUGUGGAGAUGGGCUCUGACGAUGAGACGGGUCGUCAGCCAGAUGCUACUCCAGAAACAACCACGGUGCAGGAAACGAAUCCCCAGGCGACUGCUGCUUUACCGGCGACGAAUAAUACCACAACCGAGUCCAAUACAGAACAAGAAGCCAAACCGACGGAAUCUACAGAUCAUCCCAACUUUUCGUGCCCGAUCUGUACUGACGACUUUGUCAAGGGACAGGAUCUGCGUGUCCUGCCCUGCAACCAUCAAUUCCACCCGGAGUGUAUUGACCCUUGGCUGGUGAACGUAUCGGGUACAUGUCCUCUAUGCCGUAUCGACCUCAAUCCCGCCCAACCCGAAGGCGAGAAUGAAAACCAAGAAGGCGAAAAUAACACGGAGACACAGCAAGAGGGCACCGCCGAACCAGCAACAGAGGAAUCACACCAUCGACAUCGCCGCCUAACCAGCUUUAUGCACGGAACGCUGAACGCGCGCCGAAUGCGCGAAGCCACCGUCGAAGAGCGUCUCGCCGCGCUGCGCAGCGUGCGCGAAGAGAACCGCAACAGCAUCGAGAACGAAGAAGAUCGACAGCGACGCGGUCGACUCACGUCCCGCCUUCGUGACCGAUUCCGCAUUCGCACUCGACGCCACGGCGAUGACGGCGAGCAGCAGCCGCCCGCAUCAACAGCUACCUAG
Messenger RNA from Aspergillus oryzae RIB40, 942 nucleotides. Its product is annotated as RING-H2 finger protein. The transcript has 3 exons. NCBI's taxonomy places the organism in Eukaryota, Fungi, Ascomycota, Eurotiomycetes, Eurotiales, Aspergillaceae. The coding region runs from base 1 to 942 and encodes 313 amino acids. The record is from RefSeq and is a predicted model, not a curated record.